GGGGCCCCCCCCAGCCCAGUGCAGCAGCGAGCUCCGAGGGGUGGCGGGUUGGAGGGGGGGUGCCGCUCCCAGCGCUCGGUGCUCCAACCUUUGGUGGUCCCGGGGCUCGGAGGUCCCAGCAGAGCUGUAGCUGUCGCGACACCCACCGACACGACCAGGCAUUUCCUCCUCCUUCUCCCCCCCCCCCCCUUCCCUCCCACCCUCCUCCACCUUGCCCCUGCAUCCCCCAGCCGAGCUCUGAAGCCCACCAUGAAAGCCAUCAGCCCGGUGCGGUCGGUGCGGAGCUGUUACGAGGCGGUGUGCUGCCUCUCGGAGCAGAGUUUGGCCAUCGCCCGGGGGAGCAGCAACAAGAGCCCGGCCUUGGAGGAACCCAUGAACUUACUGUACGAUAUGAACGAUUGUUAUUCCAAAUUGCGGGAGCUGGUGCCGGGCAUCCCGCAAGGCACCAAGGUGAGCCAGAUGGAGAUCCUCCAGCACGUCAUCGACUACAUCUUCGACCUGCAGAUCGUGCUGGAGGGGGCCAAGGGCCGCGACCCCUCCUCCGAGGCCACCCUGCUCUCCCUGAAGGCGGCCGACCUCGCCUCUGAACUCUGCUCCAAAGACGAGAGAAGUUUGUGUCACUAACGGCUCCUCCAUCAGCAAACAGGCAGCGAGUGUCGGUUCCUGGUUCGUUAUCAGCCGGAGGUAAAUAGCAGCUUCCUCCGUGGCGCCGGGCUGUCUGCGACCUACCGGCCCCGGCAUCGCCUCCCCCGGGCCCGGGCACCGCAGGCGGGGAGCGGCUGGUCCCGACCCCCCUCCAUCCCUCCACCGCCAGCAUCCCCCCCCCACACCCCCCCCUCCGAACCCGGAGUGCAGCAUCCCGGCUUUCGCAGGACUUUGGACCCGAACCUUAAAUGAGACAUUUUUAAUGAUAGACUGAUGAAGAGGCGGUUGUCUGUAUAUUUUUGGAUUAUAGCAGCGAGUCCUUUUUUUUUUAAAGGUGUUUGAUGGGAUGGGGGGGGGGAAUUAGGGGGUUUUGGGGAGGGGGGGGACACGACUCACACACACACACAUCCUCGAGUAUGAACCAAACUCUCUGGGGCCACGGCCUCGUGUAUUGUGGAGCUCUAUACUAGAGUAUAAUGUUUUGUACCUUUUGUGCAGGAAGGUGAAUUUCUGCAAACAUGCCUUGUACUUGCUUUAUAAACUUUUUAUAAAAGUUACCAUUUUUACAUAAUAAAAAAAAAAAGUCGGUUU
Messenger RNA from Grus americana (Whooping crane), 1236 nucleotides. RefSeq names its product inhibitor of DNA binding 3 (gene ID3). The transcript has 3 exons. Gene Ontology annotation, biological process: circadian regulation of gene expression; cell differentiation; negative regulation of transcription by RNA polymerase II. Gene Ontology annotation, cellular component: cytoplasm; nucleus. Gene Ontology annotation, molecular function: protein dimerization activity; transcription regulator activity. The coding region runs from base 250 to 624 and encodes 124 amino acids. The record is from RefSeq and is a predicted model, not a curated record. Lineage: Eukaryota; Metazoa; Chordata; Aves; Gruiformes; Gruidae.